AUGCUCAGAAUGUUUGGAACUGGUCUGAAGGUGUCAAGGAGCUUCUUGUACUCAUCGGUUUCCGAGCUCACAUAUCCUUCUGAAGAGUCCUUAGUCAAAGAAACUUAAAAGGAGUUAUACCAAAAGAGUGAAGACUGUCCAGACGGCUCUAUCGAGAAUCAGCGCCCAACCGCGCAGUCCGGCUGGCCGAGGAACGAAUGUUCCGCGCUCGGCCAAAGUAUCCGUCCGACUGAAGUCUCGGCCAAAGUCCAAACCACUCGGCCGAUCACACAGCACGACCCGGGAAACAUGCCCGCGGUCGGCCAAGCUUCAACGCCACGCCACACCGCGCACGACCAAAGCGCGCGAGCCGGGAAACAAGCCUCGCGGCCGCGCAACCCUUCCGCGUACCACGGCCGAUGCAUCCGUCCGAGCCGGGAAGAACGUCCCACGUCCGGCCGAGAAUUCAUCGGCCAAAUCUCAUCCGCUCGACCACGCCGGCCGACCCGAAUCCAUCCGACCCCGACCGUUCCGACUCGCCCACGACCCGACUGUCCGGCCGAUCGUCCCGCACGACCGUCCCAACGCCGCGGUCGACCCGAAGCCCUUUUUGAAGCCCAAACUUAUGUUUUCAAGCCCGGCUUAACCCUAAGCCGCCUCUAG
Molecule: messenger RNA, 642 nt
Organism: Microthlaspi erraticum
Lineage: Eukaryota; Viridiplantae; Streptophyta; Magnoliopsida; Brassicales; Brassicaceae
Source: the annotation of a GenBank genome assembly